Ipomoea nil (Japanese morning glory) is the source of this 579-nucleotide messenger RNA. Its product is annotated as inositol transporter 4-like. Gene Ontology annotation, cellular component: membrane. The record is from RefSeq and is a predicted model, not a curated record. The coding region runs from base 1 to 579 and encodes 192 amino acids. The transcript is spliced from 2 exons. Gene Ontology annotation, molecular function: myo-inositol:proton symporter activity. Lineage: Eukaryota; Viridiplantae; Streptophyta; Magnoliopsida; Solanales; Convolvulaceae. Gene Ontology annotation, biological process: transmembrane transport.
AUGAUGAACAAUCCGAUGAGCAAGACUGCAAAGAUCCCAUAUUUGCUGGGGCAGCCUUGUGUGUACCAUGAACGCCCUUCUAAGUGGCACUAUAAUCCAGGAGCCUGUUUAUCUGUGACUGAUGAAAUGAAACACACGUGCCAAUCAAAAGGGCGUUCAUGGUACACACAAGGCUGCCCCAGCAAAUAUGGGAUCUUUGCAGUCUUGCUUCUCGGAUUGUUCAUCAUAUCCUACACUCCUGGGAUAGGGACACUGCUAUGGGUCGUGAAUUCUGAGAUUUACCCUUCGAGAUACCGCGGUGUUGGAGGAGGAAUAGCCGUAGUAGCUAACUGGGUUUCAAAUCUCGUCGUCUCACUCACUUUCUUGACUCUCAUAGAGGCUAUGGGCACUUCAGGGACAUUCCUCUUGUUUGCGGGCUGUUCACUCGCUGGACCUGUGGCCAUCUUCUUCCUCGUACUUGAAACCAAAGGACUGCAAUUCGAGGAGGUCGAAAAGAUGCUGGAAAAAGGAUACAAACCCAACUUCUUGUUUUGGUACAACAUAAACGCCAAACAACAAUCACCCGUCCAAGGUGGUUAA